Messenger RNA from Mesitornis unicolor (brown roatelo), 1738 nucleotides. RefSeq names its product dedicator of cytokinesis protein 10-like. The record is from RefSeq and is a predicted model, not a curated record. The transcript is spliced from 13 exons. Gene Ontology annotation, biological process: regulation of cell migration; positive regulation of GTPase activity; dendritic spine morphogenesis. Gene Ontology annotation, molecular function: guanyl-nucleotide exchange factor activity. Lineage: Eukaryota; Metazoa; Chordata; Aves; Mesitornithiformes; Mesitornithidae. Bases 101 to 1732 code for a protein of 543 amino acids.
CAAAGCAGUGAGCCAGCUGAUAGCGGAUGCAGGGAUUGGUGGAUCUCGUUUUCAACAUUCACUGGCAAUUAUAAAUAAUUUUGCUAAUGGAGACAAGCAGAUGAAAAACGUUAAUUUCCCAGCAGAGGUGAAGGAUCUGACAAAACGCAUCAGAACAGUUUUAAUGGCUACAGCUCAGAUGAAGGAGCAUGAGAAAGACCCUGAGAUGCUUGUGGAUCUGCAGUACAGCCUGGCAAAUUCAUAUGCCAGCACGCCUGAAUUACGAAGGACAUGGCUUGAAAGCAUGGCCAAGAUUCACGCAAGAAAUGGAGAUUUAUCAGAGGCUGCUAUGUGCUAUAUUCAUAUUGCUGCUCUCAUUGCAGAGUACCUGAAAAGAAAGGGUUACUGGAAAAUGGAAAAGAUUUGUACCUCACGUAUGCUCCUGGAAGAUGGUCAAGUCUCUGAUAGUAAUGUGUUACUAACAACUCACAAUGGAGGAAGCUUAUUUUCCAUGGGAUGGCCUGCUUUUCUGAGCAUUACCCCCAACAUAAAGGAAGAAGGUGCUAUGAAGGAGGACUCUGGGAUGCAAGAUACUCCCUAUAAUGAGAAUGUUCUUGUGGAGCAGCUGGAGCUGUGUGUUGAGUACCUGUGGAAGUCUGAGAGAUAUGAGCUUAUUGCUGAGGUUAACAAGCCCAUCAUUGCUGUUUUUGAGAAGCAGAGGGACUUUAAAAGACUGUCUGAUUUGUACUACGACAUCCACCGCUCAUACCUGAAGGUUGCAGAAGUUGUGAACUCUGAGAAACGUCUCUUUGGGCGAUAUUACCGCGUUGCAUUUUAUGGACAGGGUUUUUUUGAAGAAGAGGAAGGUAAAGAGUAUAUCUAUAAAGAACCCAAAUUAACUGGCUUGUCUGAGAUCUCUCAAAGGCUGAUGAAACUUUAUGCAGAUAAGUUUGGAAUAGAUAAUGUGAAGAUCAUCCAGGAUUCCAAUAAGGUCAACCCGAAAGACCUGGAUCCAAAGUAUGCAUAUAUCCAGGUGACAUAUGUCACGCCUUUCUUUGAAGAGAAAGAAGCCGAAGAUCGAAAGACCGACUUUGAAAUGCAUCACAACAUCAACCGUUUUGUGUUUGAAACACCUUUCACGCUCUCAGGAAAAAAGCAUGGAGGUGUAGAAGAGCAGUGCAAGAGGCGCACAAUCCUGACAACCAGUCACUUGUUUCCCUAUGUGAAGAAGCGUAUUCAAGUCAUAAGCCAAACCAGCACAGAGCUGAACCCUAUCGAAGUGGCGAUUGAUGAGAUGUCCAAAAAAGUCUCAGAGCUCAAUCAGCUUUGCACAAUGGAAGAAGUGGACAUGAUCCGACUGCAGCUCAAACUCCAAGGAAGUGUCAGUGUCAAGGUAAAUGCUGGACCAAUGGCUUAUGCUCGCGCUUUUCUUGAAGAGACAAAUGCAAAGAGAUAUCCUGAUAAUCAAGUUAAGCUUCUGAAGGAAAUCUUCAGGCAAUUUGCAGAGGCAUGUGGACAUGCUCUUGAUGUCAAUGAACGCCUAAUUAAGGAGGACCAAUUUGAAUAUCAGGGAGAGAUGAAGUCGCAUUAUAAGGAUAUGCUCAGUGAGCUGUCUGCAGUUAUGAAUGAACAGAUUGCAUACAAGGAGGACUCAGCAAAGCAGCAAGGAAUGGAGCGCACUUAUUCACGAGUCAUCAAUAGAGCCAGCUCAUCCGUGCCAGCAGCAACCGCCCCAGCAAAUCCUGAUGCUUGACUGCGG